Molecule: messenger RNA, 2074 nt
Organism: Symsagittifera roscoffensis
Lineage: Eukaryota; Metazoa; Xenacoelomorpha; Acoela; Convolutidae
Product: glycogen synthase kinase-3-like
Exons: 9
Coding region: 62-1393 (443 amino acids)
Biological process (GO): extrinsic apoptotic signaling pathway in absence of ligand; protein phosphorylation; negative regulation of canonical Wnt signaling pathway
Cellular component (GO): cytoplasm; cytosol; nucleus
Molecular function (GO): protein serine/threonine kinase activity; ATP binding
Source: RefSeq, a predicted model, not a curated record
UAUGUUAUCGCGGUGCUCAUGAUACAACUGAAAUCGUAACUGCAAUAUACAGCACAGAGAAAUGAGUGGAAGACCGAAAAGUUCGGUUAAUGAGCAGCCUCGUAUCUCAGGGAGCUCAGCCCCUUUCAGAAAAGAUGGUAGAGGAACAACAGUUAUAGCGUCUCCUGGAAGUCAGGAUGAUGGCGAUAGUACACAAGAGAUUACGUACAGUGACGCACGGGUUAUUGGAAAUGGGUCAUUCGGUGUCGUAUACCAGGCAACACUACUAUCAUCCGAAAACAGAGAUGUUGCCAUCAAAAAAGUUUUACAAGACAAAAGAUUCAAGAAUCGGGAACUAGCAAUCAUGAGAGUGCUUGACCAUUGCAACAUUGUGAAACUCCUCUAUUUCUUCUACUCACAAGGAGAAAAGAAGGAUGACGUGUACCUGAACUUAGUGUUAGAAUUCAUUCCGGAAACUGUCUACCGAGUGUCGCGUAAUUACAGCAAAAACAAGAAGACACUUCCCGUAUUUGAUACCAAGCUCUACAUGUAUCAGCUGUUCCGCAGUCUGCAUUGCAUCCAUUCCCAGCACAUUUGCCACAGAGACAUCAAACCUCAGAAUCUACUGCUUAACACACACACUGGAGUGCUCAAACUGUGCGACUUCGGAAGUGCUAAGAAGCUCACGAGAGGAGAACCCAAUGUGUCGUACAUCUGUUCACGCUACUACAGAGCACCCGAACUCAUUUUUGGAGCCACAGAUUACUCAUGUAGCAUCGACAUCUGGUCUGCCGGCUGUGUGAUGGCGGAACUGCUGCUGGGCCAGCCGAUCUUCCCGGGUGACAGUGGAGUGGAUCAGCUGGUGGAGAUCAUCAAGGUGCUGGGAACUCCCUCCAAGGACCAGAUCAAAGAUAUGAAUCCCAACUACAACGACUUCAAGUUCCCACAGAUCAAGGCUCAUCCCUGGAACAAAGUGUUUUCACAAAAAGUGCCCGAGGGAGCAAUAAGGUUAACAAAUCGACUGCUCGAGUACAGUCCCGGAACUCGGCUGAAGCCAAUGCAGGCAUGCGCACACAACUUCUUCGACGAAUUGAGACUACCCGGCCAGAAGCUGUCCAAUGGCAAUCCCCUCCCUCCCCUCUUCAACUUCACGCAGCUAGAGAUCUCAUCGCUUCCGAGUGACGUCGACCAGAAGAGUCUGCAACCCCAAACAGAUCAAGGUCAACAGGCCACAGGGGGUGCAUCCAAUUCAUCAUCUGACGUCUCGAAGACACCGACAACAUCUACAGCCCAGCUACCAACUGUUAAAGAGGGAACAUCAUCAGGAGCUGCAGCAGCAGCAUCUGCUUCAAACUCAUCAUCGGCAGCAGCUGGCGCUAAUCAGCCCCCUCUAACGGUGUCAUCAACAGCUUGAAAGGAAAAGAUUGCAAAUUAGAAGCUCCGGUAUUUUCUGCUGGACCGGAACAGCUGGCAUCUUGAGGAGCUACAGAAUCCGAAUGCACACUUAAUACAUUUAACAAUGGAUUUCUUGAAUUAACCCAGAGAAAGACCAUUAGUCGCUCCAGACGAAUGUCAGAAGAAUCUUGACAAAUGAUCAUUUCAAAAAAUUCUGAAUGGAUUGAUGUAUUGAAUCGAACCUAUUUUCCUGUGUUUGUUUUUACGGCAAAUGUUGUAAUUCGAAUUCAAAUUACUGUACAGUUAGUUUAGACAAUGCCGCCGUCAUUGGCAAAAUAAAUUGACUUCAAAUUAUAUGAAUUCUGUUUUAAACCGUUGUUUUUUUUUCAUUUUUUGGGUCUCGUUCAAAAUUGCAAUGAAGUUUGCUGGUGCUGAGCGCAAAGCGUGCUUCUUCGUUCUCUUGUCACUUGCGAAAUUUAAAAACAAACCUAGAAUUAAUUCAAAUCAUGUUGUUGUAUCGUGUAGUUCUCUGAAUGUCUAUCUAUAUAAACCCUCUUAACCCUUCUACUGGGCUUAUUUGGCCUGACGUUUAAAUGUGAGUCCACCCAACGCAACCAAAUGAUGCGAACAUCAAAAUGUUAUCGUACAAAACUGCUGGUUUUCUUCACACAAUUUAUGACCUGAUAAUUAUAACCAGCCA